Messenger RNA from Tachyglossus aculeatus (Australian echidna), 1161 nucleotides. RefSeq names its product proline-rich protein 2-like. The transcript has 8 exons. The record is from RefSeq and is a predicted model, not a curated record. Lineage: Eukaryota; Metazoa; Chordata; Mammalia; Monotremata; Tachyglossidae. Bases 1 to 1161 code for a protein of 386 amino acids.
AUGGCGGACGGGGACCGGGAGGCCCGAUCGGACAUGAUGCUGCGAACGGGGGGCGGCGGCUGCGGGCGCGGGGAGGGACGGAAACCGGGGUCGGGCGGCGGCAAGUGCAGACCGCGGUCCCUGCGUUCUCGUCCCACCCAACCGGCGGCCGGGGAGGGGGCGUGGCUCCCCCUGCAGGCCGUUGGAGGCCUCGCCGUUGCCCUCGCCCUUUCCUCGGGUGGCCCCGAGGACCCCAACGGCCAGAGGCCCGCCCGACAGCGGGUUGGCGAGGAAGAUCCGGGCACCUCGCCCCCGGGCAGUGGCACAACCAUCUUCAAGAGAGGCUGCAUAUCCACCAUCUUUGAGAAGACCUGGGUGGCUGCCAUCUCUCCUCAGGCCACAGAACCUCGCCCAGGCCAGCCGCUGUCACCCACGAAGACCCAGACUGGAUUUCCAGGCUUCGGGGACCCCCAGGCUCAGGAAAGGAGGAUGGAUUCCAGGACAGAUGGCCCCGUGAACCUGUGGAUCCUGACCCAUGUGUGCUGGGAGCUGCAACUCCAGAUGGAGAGGCUCAUGCAUCACAAAGCCGAAGGACAUCCCCAGGCAGGAGGGACGAAGAGAGAGGCUCAGAUUUCGGGGGUCUGGUGGGCGGGAGAGGGCAGCCGACAGCCAGGUCCGACCAUGCCCGCCUGCCGUCAUUCCGUGCGGAGACAGGCCCAGGCGAGGGCCGCGCCCCAGCCUAGUGGCUCGGCGAGGUCCGGAUUGCGUCAGGCGGGUCGGGGCUCCUGCCGGGAGGCUGCGGGCUGGCGCUGGGGUGGGAGCGGACCGGAGGGCACCCCCGCACCAGUUAUCAGCCGGACCCUCCGCUGGCAGCCGCCCCUUUCAGCACAGGACCGGCCCGGACUGGACAGGACCCUACAGAACCGGACAGGACCGGUGGGCGGGGAGCAGGGUGGACCCAGGCAGGCUCCACCGCCGCCGACCCCACGGCCGCACUCGCUGCCCGGCCUAGAGAGACCCCCACGCCGCACCAACCGGCUUUAUUGGGUCCGAAACCCCCGUAAACUGCGCCCCUCGGGGGGAAACCCGAUGCCCAGCGCCGCGGGCCGGGUCGGCUCCGGCCAGAGCAGUCCAGCUGGCGCCACAGGUCCAGUCCUCGCUCUCCCGCUCCCAAAUCAAUAG